Malania oleifera is the source of this 1387-nucleotide messenger RNA. RefSeq lists its product as uncharacterized. The transcript is spliced from 7 exons. Lineage: Eukaryota; Viridiplantae; Streptophyta; Magnoliopsida; Santalales; Ximeniaceae. Bases 205 to 1176 code for a protein of 323 amino acids. Gene Ontology annotation, biological process: protein transport. The record is from RefSeq and is a predicted model, not a curated record.
GUCAAAUGGGCCACUCAACUCGUUGGUACAGAAUCUAUCUUGUAUUCUGCAAAAACCAUGAUCGCCCUCCUCCUGAACCUAUCAUUUUCUGUGCCAUUAGUCUUAGAUCAUAGAUCGCAGGGAGUGCAACGUUCCUGAAUCAUAUUGUAGUCGGGCGCUGUUGUUCUUACAUUUAUAUGCUCUGUUGUUCAUUAUUCAGCGCAUAUGUCACUCUUGAAUCAGCUGUUCAACAGGGGUCUUCUCGGGGCCAAGUGUAAAACAUGCUUGAACUUAGCAAUCUCUCGCAUCAAAUUGGUGCAAAACAAGAGAAUUGUGCAGCUUAAACAAAUGCGAAAGGAGAUAGCCCAGUUUCUGCAGACUGGCCAGGAAGCCAUAGCUAGAAUACGGGUUGAGCAUGUCAUAAGAGAACAAAACUUAUGGGCUGCAUAUGAGAUAUUAGAGCUGUUCUGCGAGUUUGUUCUUGCCCGUGUUCCUAUUAUUGAAAACCAGAGGGAGUGCCCGUCUGAAUUGCAGGAAGCUAUUGCAAGCAUAAUCUUUGCUGCACCAAGAUGUUCAGAUCUGCCAGAUUUGAUACAAAUCAAAAAUUUGUUAACUGCAAAAUAUGGAAAGGAGUUUGUAUUGGCUGUCUCUGAGCUCCGUCCUGAUACUAGUGUCAAUCGUGCAAUAAUUGAAAAGCUUUCAGUUAGUGCUCCAUCCGUGGAAGCAAGGGUCAACCUAUUGAAGGAAAUUGCACAAGAGUACAGUCUGGACUGGGAUUCCUCCAACUCUGAAGCAGAACUCAGUAGAAAACACGAGGAUCUUCUGGAUGGACCAAAAAAAAUAUGCAGCAAGGCUGCACCUUCCCAAGACCCUUCCAGCAAGAAGCUUUCUCUGGAAUCUUCUUCUGCAAAUGUGGUGAAAACUGUGAUGACUAGAACUUGUAUCAAUGGAGUUCAAGACAUUCAGUCAUCCAGCCCUGCUGGAGAAAAACCAUUGAAUAAGAAUCAUGAUGUGGAACCAAUUAUUGAUGUUAGGAAAGAUACAAGAUCACAAUCAUCAGACGUCUUGGAGAGAGCCCAAGCUGCUAUUGCAUCUGCAGAGCGUGCUUCUGCUGCUGCCCGUGCGGCAGCUGAGCUUGUGAACAUUAAAUUUGGAUGGAAGUCGGAAGAAGUUUCCACUUGGGAACUGAAGAAUUAAGCGUGAAAAAUGGGGAAGAAAGAAGAAGGAAAAAUGAAAGAAUAAGGGAAAGGAGUCACUUAGGCUGCUACAAAAUGUAUAUUUGGUACUGGGCUGAUGAAAUGUGCUCUAUUAAUGAUUUAUAUCUAACUUGCAUGCUGUUGUAUCCCUUUAGUACUGAAUUCUUAUUAUUUUUUUCUGUAAGAAUCUGUAUAUAUUAAAAGUGAGUUUC